Messenger RNA from Trifolium pratense (red clover), 1472 nucleotides. RefSeq names its product serpin-ZX-like. Gene Ontology annotation, molecular function: serine-type endopeptidase inhibitor activity. The transcript is spliced from 2 exons. NCBI's taxonomy places the organism in Eukaryota, Viridiplantae, Streptophyta, Magnoliopsida, Fabales, Fabaceae. The record is from RefSeq and is a predicted model, not a curated record. The coding region runs from base 92 to 1270 and encodes 392 amino acids.
ACAAAGGUAACAAAGAUUUAAGGGUUCAUUCAUUCAUGAUCCAAAGAAGAAGAACAACAACAAAGUAAUAGAGAAAGAAAGAAAAAGAAGAAUGGAUUUUUAUCAACCACUCAGUUACCAAACUGAUGUUUCCCUCAACAUCACACAACAUUUGUUUACAAAGCCAGAAUUUCAGAACAACAACAUUGUAUUCUCACCACUCUCACUCUUCACCGUACUCAGCAUCAUCGCUGUCGGAUCCGAGGGACCAACACAACAACAGCUUCUCUCAUUCCUCCAAGCCAACUCAACUGAUCAACUCAAUUCCUUCUCUUCUCAACUUAUUUCUUCUACACUCUCGGAUGCUUCUUGCUUUGGCGGGCCUCGCCUUUCUUUCGUUAAUGGUGUGUGGGUGGAACAAUCUCUUUCUCUUCAACCUUCAUUCAAAAAAUCUGUCACUACAGAUUAUAAGGCUGAUUUGGCUUCCGUUGAUUUCAAAACCAAGGCUGGUGAAGUGAUUGAAGAACUAAAUUUGUGGGGGAAAAAGAAGACAAAUGGUCUUAUUGAAACUAUGGUUCCACGUGGAGCAGUAGAUAGCACAACCAAACUCAUCUUUGCAAAUGCAUUGUACUUCAAAGGAACAUGGGAUGAGAAGUUUGAUGCUUUGGAAACGAAAGAAUAUGAUUUUCAUAUUCACGAUGACAACUCAGUUAAGGUUCCCUUCAUAACUAGCACGAAAGAUCAGUUUAUUAGUGUUUUCGAUGGUUUCAAAGUUCUUGGCCUUCCUUAUAAACAAGACAAAGAUAAACGUCGAUUUUCUAUGUAUUUUUUCCUUCCUGAUACAAACGAUGGUCUCCCACUUUUGAUUAAGAAGUUGGCUUCUGAAUCUAAGUUCCUAAAAAGCAAGCUUCCUAAUAAAAAAGUGGAAGUAGGUGACUUCAGGAUUCCCAAAUUUAAAAUAUCAUUUGAGCUUGAAACUUCAAAUGUGUUGAAGGAACUAGGAGUGGAUCUACCUUUCUACCCUGGAAGUGUAACAAAAAUGGUGGACUCUCCUAUGGAUAAAGACCUUUAUGUUUCUAAAAUAUUUCACAAGUCUUUCAUUGAAGUAAAAGAAGAAGGCACUGAAGCUGCCGCAACAACAGUUGGUACAAUGGCUGGGUCUUCUUGGGGUGGUUUCACUCCGCCUCAGAUAGACUUUGUUGCUGAUCAUCCUUUUUUGUUUCUCAUAAGGGAAGAUUUUUCUAAAACAAUACUCUUUAUUGGGCAAGUGCUCAAUCCUAUAGAUAAGUAGUUUUAAAUGACUUAUAUUGGACUAUCAUUAAAUUUUAUCUACAAGUUAUCAAUUUCCACCAAAAUUAUGGAGUAGCAGAGUGUUCAUCUUUUACAUGCCUAUGUUUGACUUGUCUUUGUUGCUAAUUUGAUCACUUUUUGUUUAUUGUUAUGGAUAGAUAUGGUUCUUCAAUCACGAAGUUUGUUUGAAAAAUAUUUCCACU